This is a messenger RNA of Quercus robur (English oak), 2720 nucleotides long. RefSeq names its product CSC1-like protein At1g32090. Gene Ontology annotation, cellular component: plasma membrane. The record is from RefSeq and is a predicted model, not a curated record. The transcript is spliced from 11 exons. Bases 139 to 2541 code for a protein of 800 amino acids. Gene Ontology annotation, molecular function: calcium-activated cation channel activity. NCBI's taxonomy places the organism in Eukaryota, Viridiplantae, Streptophyta, Magnoliopsida, Fagales, Fagaceae.
CCUUCUUUCUCUGUUAUCUUCUAUUCCUUCUGUAGCUCUCUCACUUCUUCAACACACUUCUCUCUCUCUCUCUCUCUCUCUCUCUCUCUCUCUCUCUUUUUCUAAAAAUUGUUCAUUGUUGAAUACAUACACACAACAAUGGCAACUCUUGCUGAUAUUGGGGUCUCAGCAUUCAUCAACAUAGUCACUGCCUUUACUUUCCUUCUAGCCUUUGCUCUCCUUAGAAUCCAACCCAUCAAUGACAGAGUUUACUUUCCCAAGUGGUACAUCAGUGGAGGAAGAAGUAGCCCAAGGCGGCAUAGGAACUUUGUGGCCAAAUUUGUCAACCUCAAUAUCAAGACUUAUCUUACCUUCUUGAACUGGAUGCCACAGGCUAUGAGGAUGACUGAGACUGAGAUUAUCAACCAUGCUGGCCUUGACUCUGCUGUUUUCUUGAGAAUUUACACUCUUGGCUUAAAGAUUUUUGUACCAAUGACAGUCCUGGCACUCCUUAUCCUUAUACCAGUCAAUAUAUCUAGUGGAACAUUAUCUUUCCUUAAAAAAGAACUGGUUACGAGUGAUAUCGAUAAGCUUUCAAUAUCAAAUGUUCGUCCUGAAUCUAUAAGGUUUUUUUUCCACAUUGGAUUGCAAUACUUGUUCACAAUAUGGACUUGCUUCAUGCUAUACAAGGAAUAUGAUUAUGUUGCAUCGAUGAGGUUGCAUUUCUUGGCUUCACAACGCAGGCGUGUGGAGCAGUUCACGGUAGUGGUAAGGAAUGUGCCAUAUGUUCCUGGUCACUCGGUAUCUGAUACUAUUGAUCACUUCUUUCAAACUAAUCAUCCAAAUGAUUAUCUCUGUCACCAGGCAGUCUACAAUGCAAACAAGUAUGCUAAACUCGUGAGAAAAAGAGAGAGGCUCCAAAAUUGGCUUGACUAUAACCAGCUGAAGUUUGAAAGGCACCCAGAAAAGAGGCCAACUAAAAAGACAGGAUUUUUGGGGCUUUGGGGUGGAAGGGUUGAUUCCAUUGAGUACUACAAACAACAUAUUAAGCAGCUUGACAAAACAUUGACACUGGAGCGAGAGAAAAUUGUCAAAGACCCAAAAGCUAUCCUGCCAGUUGCCUUUGUUUCAUUUAAUUCCCGUUGGGGGGCUGCUGUUUGUGCACAGACACAGCAAAGCAAAAAUCCCACACUUUGGUUGACAAAUUGGGCCCCAGAACCUCGUGAUGUCUAUUGGCGGAACUUGGCCAUACCAUUUGUUUCUUUAAGUAUCCGUAAACUUUUAAUAUCACUGACAGUGUUUGCUUUGGUGUUCUUCUACAUGAUUCCCAUUGCAUUUGUGCAAUCCCUUGCAAAUCUGGAAGGUCUUGAAAGAGUAGCUCCUUUUCUCAGGCCUGUGAUAGAACUAAAAUUCAUUAAGUCAUUCCUGCAGGGCUUCCUUCCAGGUCUAGCCCUCAAAAUCUUUCUAUACAUUCUUCCAACAGUUUUGAUGAUCAUGUCAAAAAUUGAGGGACAUAUAGCAAUGUCAACACUAGAACGGAGAGCAUCAGCAAAGUACUAUUAUUUUAUGUUAGUGAAUGUAUUCUUGGGAAGUAUCGUGACUGGAACAGCAUUUGAGCAAUUGCAUGCUUUCCUUCACCAAUCUCCUACACAGAUUCCUAGAACCAUUGGGGUCUCCAUACCAAUGAAAGCUACUUUCUUCAUCACAUAUAUAAUGGUUGAUGGGUGGGCUGGCAUUGCUAGCGAGAUUCUUCGAUUGAAGCCAUUGGUAAUAUAUCAUCUAAAGAACAUGUUUCUGGUGAAAACUGAAAGGGACAGAGUAAAGGCAAUGAGGCCUGGGAGUGUUGAUUUCCCAGAGACUCUCCCAAGUCUCCAAUUGUAUUUCCUGUUGGGGCUUGUGUAUGCCGUAGUUACUCCAAUCCUUCUUCCUUUCAUACUAGUCUUCUUCGCCUUGGCCUACUUAGUUUACCGCCACCAGAUAAUCAAUGUAUACAAUCAACAAUAUGAGAGUGUUGCUGCGUUCUGGCCACAUGUCCACAGCCGCAUAAUAGCAAGCUUGUUGAUAUCCCAACUUCUUUUGCUGGGACUGCUUAGUACAAAAAAAGCUGCCAAUUCCACUCCUUUGCUUGUUAUUUUGCCCAUAUUGACAUUGUCAUUCCAUAAAUAUUGCAAACAUCGCUUUGAGCCUGCAUUUAGGAAAUACCCACUUGAGGAAGCCAUGGCAAAGGACAUAUUGGAACGGACUACAGAACCCAACCUGAACUUAAAAGCUUGUUUAGCCGAUGCGUAUUUGCACCCAAUUUUCCAUUCAUUUGAGGAAGAAGAGGAGUUAGUUGAGGUGAGAGUCGACAAACAUCAAACCCACGGAGUUGCUCCCUCAGCGGGUGAAAUCAGCUCCCCCUCCCCACCCCAUGAUGUCCAUCAUUCUCCAUCCCCACCUCAUUAUGUUAAUUAUCCAUCCUCCCCACCUCAAUUUGUCUAUCAUCCCUCCUCCCCACCCCAAUAUGUUUAUCAUCCCUCUUCUCCACCACGCUACGACUAUCGUUAUGAAGUUGAGCCUUGAACUAAUACUCCUAGCGUGCUUAAGAGAAACCCUUGCCAGUUCUUUUAGUCCAUAUAGCAUCUUAUCACUGUGCAUUGAGGUUGUCUAUCUAAUUGUAAUUAAUGUUUUCAUCAAUGUAUUGUGGUUGGGUUAUGGCAUUUUCUUCUAUUAUAAUUGAGGUUACACGUCUUUUAUUGUCA